AUGACAACACUGCAACGCCCAAAAGAUUUUUUCAGCGACGCUGAAAUCGAGCAGCUGCGCCAGCACUCACCCUGGCGCUCGGCCUAUGCUUUGCUGCAUUGCUGGGGGGUGAUUGUGGCCACCUGGGUGGUGGUCGGCAUCUGGACCAACCCGCUGACGGUUCUGCUGGGGAUCUUCAUUAUUGGGGCACGCCAGCUGGGUUUAGGGGUGUUAUCUCAUGAUGGCGCCCAUUUUGCGCUCAGCAGAAAUCGCAAGCUCAAUGACUGGCUGUCGGAGUGGGUACUGAGUCGUCCGUUUACCAGCGGCACCAUCUACGGGUACCGAAAGUAUCACUUGCAACACCAUGCGUUCACUCAGCAACCUGAAGAUCCCGAUCUGCAUUUAUCCAAACCCUUUCCGAUCAGCAAGACAUCGUUCCGACGCAAAGUCUGGCGUGACCUUUCGGGUCAAACCGGUUGGAAACAGUACGGCGCCAUGUUCUCUGAUGCGUUUAAAGGUGAAACCACCGGUCAGGCUUUAAAAAAUGGUUGGCGCCGCUUUGGUCCUAACAUAGUGAUUAAUCUGUUUAUUCUUGCCGGUUUCAUCCUUGCGGGAAAAUGGUACCUCUACUUUCUGCUGUGGUGGGUGCCGGCGUUGACCUGGAAUCGUUUUGUCACCCGGUUGCGUAAUAUAGGCGAGCACGCGGCCGUACCUGACGAUAACGAUCGGCUGCGUAACACCCGCACCAUAGAAGCCAACUGGCUGGAGCGGGCUUUCAUUGCACCUUAUGGGGUGAAUUACCAUCUGGAGCAUCACCUUGUGGUCAACGCGCCCUGGUACAACCUUAAACGGGCGCAUCAGAUGCUGAUUGAAAAAGGUUUCCUUGAGCAGAUGGAAGUCCAGCCAAAUUACAAAGCCAUGCUUGCGGUAGCGAUUGAAUUUCUGAAUGAGCCUGGCGUGCUGAUGCGCAUCGCCGUGGUGCGUGCAGACGGCAGCCCUCUGGUGACGCCGAUCUGGUUCCUUCAUGAGGCAGGUUCCAUUUACUUUACGCCGCGUGAAAAAUCGGCCUGGUUUGCCUGUUUACGUCGCGAUCCGCGUGUUUCGUUGUGUAUCGACGAACAGCCGCUACCCUACCGGAAAGUUAUUGUGGAAGGCGCCGCGGAAUUGGUCUUUGAUGUAGGUGCAGAUGAUCAAUGGCGCGACUUGUAUCAGCGCACCGCACAGAAAUAUGUCGGCGAACAGGGUGCACAAGCUUAUGUGCAGAACACUAUUGAUCAACCCAGAGGUCUGUUCAAAGUAGUACUCGAUAAUGCCAAGGUCACCAGCUGGCGCAUGCCGCUGGAGACCGAAGACGGUAUGGGUAUCUGGCACGAUCGCUACUACGUGCCAGGCACCCAUUUUGAGUGA
Symbiodinium pilosum is the source of this 1386-nucleotide messenger RNA. The record is from the annotation of a GenBank genome assembly. NCBI's taxonomy places the organism in Eukaryota, Dinophyceae, Suessiales, Symbiodiniaceae.